GGAAGGAAGGAAAGAGUCAUUUAUGGAAUAAUUCCCGCUUCACACAUUUCCUCUUUCACACACUCACCGUGUAAUUUCUGUGUGUCUCUUUUUCUUUUUCUAUAAUAUAUAUGAUAUAUAUUUAUAUAUUUUAUAGUUGAUAUGUCCCUCACGACUUGAAGGCUGAAGCCGGUGUUGGAGUGUUGUUAUCAUCACCACUCAUUCUUUCACACCUUCUUGCCGGUUUCAUCUCCAUAAUCUUUCUUCAAAUUCUCAUCUCUACUUUCCAUUUCAUUAUCAAAUCACUCAUGAUUUAGUUUACUCGAUAAACCCAAUCACCCCAUCGAUCGCUUUUUAUCUUUUCCAUGCCGAUCAAUACAAGAUUCAGAUUUAUUAUUAGAAUCUUCUGAUUUCAUUUAUAUUGGGGAAUGUUCUUUUCCUGAUCUCAUAAUUCAAUCAAUUUGAUUGUUAUAUAACCAAUCAAGCAGUAAUCGCAUCUGGGUUUAAUCCAAUUUCCAAUCUUGUUACUGGGUUUUUCUCCAAAUGGGCUGUGCAUCAUCUAAACAAAAACCGGUGUGCCGGAACUGUCGAGCUCCGAUGACACGAAGCUACUCAAUGCACGUGCACCACCCACCUCAAACCGAAGGCGAUAGCUACCACCUCGUGGCACUCAAAUCCUCCACUCUGGGUUACCUUCAGCUUGAUCCAUCAAACUCCAACAAUUCCUGUUGUAUCAAGAACCAUCAAGACCUUGUUCAGGUCUGCCCAGAACCUGUUCGACAAAAUGCCACAGAGAAAGAAAACACCGAAUUAUCCGUUGGGAUUAUUGACGCCAAAACAUGGUCGAAAAUGAUCGAAGAAAAGAUCCCAAAACUCGUCCCCAGAACCCCCAUCACCACCCCUCCAGGUGAACCCGAAACAAUCAAUGCGUGGGAGUUGAUGGAAGGUUUAGAUGACACAAGUCCUCUCCGACCUAAAUUCGCAACGAAUCACAUCCGCAGCUUCUCGUUUCAUGUUAAUCCCAGUUCGUUUGAAGAACCCGCACCAGAAUUAACAGAAAAUAAUCACCAGAAUGACAUGAAUUCGGUUUUCGGCUCAACCGACAACAAACAAGUGUCAUCUGAAUUCAAAAAAUCAUUAGAGUUACUACCGCCGGAGAACCCGUUUUAUUUAAAGCCAAUGGACGUUAUUGUUGAUGAUCCAAUGGAUGUAACAGAUUCCAAAAAAUCAUUACAAAACGGUUUUGAUGAUGCUAAUGAUGGUAAAAACUAUAAAAACAGCCCGCCACGUGUCAAAGAGAAAUUGGUGUUGUACUUCACAAGUUUAAGGGGAGUUAGAAAGACAUAUGAGGAUUGUUGUCAUGUGAGACAUCUUUUAAAGGCCACCGGCGUUCGAGUCGACGAGCGUGAUGUAUCGAUGCAUUCGGGUUUCAAAGAGGAGUUGAAAGAGUUGUUAGGUGGGUUUAUUGGUGGAUUGCCUAAAGUGUUUAUUGGGAAGAAAUGUAUUGGUGGUGCGAUGGAGAUCCGGCGGAUGCAUGAAGAUGGGGAGCUUGAGAAGGCGGUAGAAGGUUGUGAAAUGGUGGGCGGCGGUGGUGGUUGUGGUGGAGGCGUUGGUUGUGAGGCGUGUGGUGAUAUAAGGUUUAUACCGUGUGAGACGUGUUCGGGUAGCUGUAAGAUUUAUUACGAAGAUGAGUGUGAUGAUACUGACUACGAAGAAGAACAAGAAGAAAGUGAUUAUGGGUUUCAAAGAUGCCCCGACUGCAACGAAAAUGGACUAGUAAGGUGUCCGAUUUGUUGUGACUAGUUUUCAUGGAUUUUCUUUUUUAUUGUAUAGUCGAGUUUUCUUUAUAUAUUUUUUGAACAAUUGAUUGAUUUUGAGUAAUAUGUUCAAAAUUGCUCUCUAGUGACUUGUUAUUUUGCCUUUCCAAUUUUGGAGUUGUGAGUUGUAUGAUUUCUAUACCUUGUUAAACAUGUUAAAAAGCUUUUUAA
Molecule: messenger RNA, 1967 nt
Organism: Helianthus annuus (common sunflower)
Lineage: Eukaryota; Viridiplantae; Streptophyta; Magnoliopsida; Asterales; Asteraceae
Exons: 1
Coding region: 523-1782 (419 amino acids)
Source: RefSeq, a predicted model, not a curated record